AGAUGACGAACCUCUUGGGUCUGCUUGCUCUCUUGCUGGGAGGUUUGGCUCUGGUGGCCGCCGAUCAAGGCUAUGAAGGCUACCGCAUCUACGAAGUGACACCACAAAAUGCUGUCCAAGGAAAACUCCUGCACCAGCUCAGUCUGGAGGGAUUCGACUUUCUUAGCGAGAGCCGUCUGCCGGGUAGGCCAUCGCGGGUAAUCGUCAGUCCCGCUCAGCUGGAGACCUUUGAGACGGUGCUCCGAGGCCAGAAGCUGGCCCACACCCUCGUCAAUGACAACCUGGGCGCCUCAAUAGCCGAGGAGUUUGCUUUGCGCCAACUGCAGCGCCGCCUCAGCCCUAUCACGGGCAAGGGUCGCCUGAGCACGGAGCGCUACUACACCCACGAGGAGAUCAUUAACUACAUCGACGAUCUGGCCGAUCGCUUCCCCAAGCGCGUGUUCGUGAAGACCGUGGGCUGGUCCUUUGAAAGGCGUGUGCUCAAGACCAUCACCAUCACCAACGGGGAUGGGCGCUCUGGCAAGAAGGUGAUCUUCAUGGACGGUGGCUUCCAUGCCCGCGAGUGGAUAUCCCCGGCGGCGGUGUUGUACGUGAUUGAUCAGCUGGUGGAGCAGUUUGAGCAGAACGCAGAUCUCCUGGAAGACUACGACUGGGUUAUCUUACCCCUGGUCAAUGCUGAUGGCUAUGAGCACUCCCAGAGCAGCACCCUGUCCCGUAUGUGGCGCAAGACCCGCCAGCCGUACACUUACGCCGGACAGACCUGCUAUGGGGCCGAUCCCAACCGCAACUUUGGUUUCCAUUGGAACGAGGAGGGUGCCUCCUCCAACCCCUGUGCCGACACGUAUGCCGGUCCAACGCCAUUCUCCGAACCCGAGACCAUCGUGGUCCGAGAUCUGAUGCACUCGCUGGCGGAUCGCGGCGUCAUGUACCUGACCAUCCACUCCUAUGGCAAUUAUAUCCUCUACCCUUGGGGCUGGACCAGCGACUUGCCCGACACCUGGGAGGAUCUGGAUGCAGUGGCCCGGACUGGCGCCGAGGCCAUUGAGGCCACCACGGGAACCGUCUACACCUAUGGCUCCUCCACCAAUGUCCUGUACAUUGCAGCCGGGGCCAGCGACGAUUACGGUUUCUAUGCGGGCUUCAACAUCUCCAUCACCAUGGAGCUGACGGGCGCUGGCAGCAUCGGCUUCAAUCCCCCAGUCACGCGCAUCGACGAGUUCGUGACCGAGACUUGGAUCGGCAUUCGUGCCAUGGCCGAGAAGCUCAUCGAGAUUUACUAGAAGUCCAUCAGUUUUGGAUACCAUUUUUUUUUUAUUUGCUGAAUAAAAUAUAUACAAAUGUUAUCAAAA
Messenger RNA from Drosophila persimilis, 1349 nucleotides. Its product is annotated as carboxypeptidase B. The record is from RefSeq and is a predicted model, not a curated record. The coding region runs from base 3 to 1280 and encodes 425 amino acids. The transcript is spliced from 3 exons. Gene Ontology annotation, biological process: proteolysis. NCBI's taxonomy places the organism in Eukaryota, Metazoa, Arthropoda, Insecta, Diptera, Drosophilidae. Gene Ontology annotation, molecular function: zinc ion binding; metallocarboxypeptidase activity.